Messenger RNA from Falco peregrinus (peregrine falcon), 13020 nucleotides. RefSeq names its product doublecortin (gene DCX). Gene Ontology annotation, molecular function: microtubule binding. Gene Ontology annotation, biological process: photoreceptor cell development; retina development in camera-type eye; intracellular signal transduction. Gene Ontology annotation, cellular component: axoneme; neuron projection. The record is from RefSeq and is a predicted model, not a curated record. NCBI's taxonomy places the organism in Eukaryota, Metazoa, Chordata, Aves, Falconiformes, Falconidae.
AUCUUUAGGGUUCACCAAACUAUGGAACUUGAUUUUGGACACUUUGACGAAAGAGACAAGGCGUCCAGAAACAUGCGAGGCUCACGUAUGAACGUGCCCAGCCCCACUCACAGUGCUCACUGUAGCUUCUACAGAACCAGGACCUUACAGGCACUGAGUAAUGAGAAGAAAGCCAAGAAGGUGCGUUUCUAUCGCAACGGGGACCGCUACUUCAAGGGGAUUGUAUAUGCCGUGUCCUCUGACCGCUUCCGAAGUUUUGAUGCUCUCCUGGCUGACCUGACCCGGUCCCUGUCCGACAACAUUAAUCUGCCUCAGGGAGUCCGUUACAUUUACACCAUCGAUGGGUCGCGGAAGAUCGGGAGCAUGGAUGAGCUGGAGGAAGGGGAGAGUUACGUCUGCUCGUCUGACAACUUCUUCAAGAAGGUGGAAUACACCAAGAAUGUCAAUCCCAACUGGUCUGUCAAUGUGAAGACAUCUGCCAACCAGAAAGCACCUCAGUCUCUGGCCAGCAGCAAUAGCGCCCAGGCAAAAGAGAACAAAGAUUUUGUGCGUCCCAAGCUGGUAACCAUCAUCCGCAGUGGGGUGAAGCCCCGGAAGGCAGUCCGUGUGCUCUUGAACAAGAAGACUGCCCAUUCGUUUGAGCAAGUUCUCACCGAUAUCACUGAAGCUAUAAAACUGGAGACAGGAGUAGUCAAAAAGCUGUAUACCUUGGACGGGAAACAGGUGACCUGUCUCCACGAUUUCUUUGGGGAUGAUGAUGUGUUUAUUGCCUGUGGUCCAGAAAAAUUCCGCUAUGCACAGGAUGACUUUUCUCUGGAUGAAAGCGAGUGCCGGGUGAUGAAAGGGAGCCCUGCGGCUGCCACGGGCAGUAAGUCAUCUCCCACCCCUCAGAAGAGCUCAGCAAAGAGUCCAGCCCCCAUGCGCCGGAGCAAGUCUCCAGCCGAUUCAGGUAACCAUCAAGAUGCAAACGGGACCUCAAGCAGUCAGCUGUCUACACCCAAAUCAAAGCAGUCCCCGAUCUCCACACCCACCAGCCCAGGGAGCCUCCGUAAGCACAAGGACUUGUAUCUGCCUCUGUCUUUGGAUGACUCUGAUUCCCUUGGAGAUUCCAUGUAAAGCGACACACAGCUAAAUGUCCAUAUUGCAAGCUAUGUUUAAGAUACAGUAGAGUACUUCUGCCAGAAUAAGCAGAUAGGUGACUGGUGCUUUCAAAUCAAAGGACACACAGUUAUAUGUCAUUUUUUUUCUGUGAUUUAUCCUCUGUGCCACAAAUAAACACCUACCAGUCUAUAGAGAUAGAGGGAUACCAUUCUUCUAAGUUAUAGGGAUGCAAAAUGGACAUUGCGAGACAUUUGGGGCCAAUAAGCCAAUGAUCCUGUGCAUUUCCCAUUUUCUUCUAUUAUUUCUUCUGCUGCGACUCUGUAAUUUUCCCAGUGAUAGUAAAGUAGCUCCCCUGGAAGUGUGCAAAAGGAUCGCUUGCUGACCAAUUUGCAAGCUCAAGUAGAGCAAAUUAUAUUCUCCACCUGUCCAAACUGCCAACGUUUGCCAGCUCACCUGCUCCUCAUUUGCAGCCCUGAUUUUAGCACUCGCAUACUAACUAGUACUGGUUUUAUUGUUGGCAGGAAGGGAAAUGACUUACUAGUUUGAUGUUUAAUAUGCCAGCAGAAGCUUGGAUGAGAUUAGGAAUAACCAUCUAAGGUGCUAAGUAAGGUUAGUAUAAUAGUGAUUCAAAUAUUGAGAUUUUUAUGUUUUUUAAUGAUUAAGCAAAAAAAAAAAUCUAAGUCAGCUGAGUUAUCUGGAGUAGAACACCUUUCACAUAUGAUCCAAAGAUACUACUAGCUGGUAAGAAAUUUUUGUACCUACCCUAUGGUAUCUCUCUAUCUCUGUUUGUAACAGUAAUGCCUUGUGAACAGCCAACACUGAAAACACUGUGAAAAUUUGUUUUCAGGUUUGACACCCUAUAGGUCACUUUUUAUAGCAAAAAAAUCAAUACACUUUUUAUAAAGGAAAACCUUGUAUCUGUGUUUUGGGAGUAAGGAUUCAAGCUCCUUCUUUUUUAUAAAAGCUGGUAAUUUUCUUUUGUUUAAAAAACACAUUCAGAAAAAUGUACAAAAAAAACCAACCAACAACUGCAGAAGAGUAAUAACAACAACUCAGUUUAGAAAUCUUGUCAUCACUGCCAACAUAGACACUUGUAGGGGGGAAAAAAAAGGUCAAUUCAAAAUAUUGAAUGUUUUGAUAGUUUUUGUAAUGUUUAAGACUACAUAUUUGGUUUUUUACACUUCAGUAUUCCUAACUAUGGCCAGAUUCUCUACUUAUAUAACAAAUGGAAUUUUGUGGUGUUCAAAACCCCAUAUUUUACGAAACUCUUCUAUCUGACAAGAACAAACUUACUGUACUUAGAGAAACCUUUUGCUUUUAUUAAUCAGUAAUGACUCCUACAGAAUGCAAAGUUCAUCUAUUCACGCAGGGCUGGUGGUUUUUACUACGCCGAAGCUUUGUCAUAGGCUAGCUGGCAUUGCCUCCCUUUCUCAUGGAAUAAGCUUUUGAUGAAAGUGAUUAUUACAGAACUUUACCUAAAUGAAAUCUGUGCAAUCAAAUCUUUCUUUGUUGCUCUAUUUGCCUUUUUUUUUCCAACAUGCACACCUAUUCCCCAUUGCCUUGCAACCCCUUGUGAUUAGAAUGAAUUAUACCAUUGUGAUGUUUGAUGUUACAUGAAUGCUGGGUUGUUCCCAAAGCCACUCCACAUUUUGUUUGCUUGCAUUGCUGGUAUGAAACAAUCUGUGCAGGCUGCAUCUUUAGAGGUUCGUGUGAUGAUACGUAUAAUGCAACUUAAAAAAAAAAAAAAAAAAGAUAUUUAUCUGAGAGAGGCCAGGAUUGGGAAUUAUCAAGGGGUCAGAGUUAUCAUGCACCAAAUUUGCACCCAGUAGUCUUAGUGCAUGAUCAUUUACACCCAGAGUUUUGCACAAAAUAUAAUUUGUUCCCACAAGUAACUUCAUUUAAUUGAGUAACUCUCUGGCUGUGUGACUGCCAAAUGAUCAUUUCACCUACUGUAUCCUGGUUUUAGUUCAAAGACUAAGGGCUCAUGUUGAAGGUUUGUGGGGAGAAGGAUGGUAGGGUAGACAAAGCAUAGGUGCAGUAGUCAGGACACCUUCAUUCAGCCCUUGGCAUUGCUAAACUUAGUGUCUGAACGGGAGCAGGUCUCUUAGUAACCCUGUGCCUCAAUCUGUCUAUCUGUCCCUGCAGGGACAAUACUGUUCUACCUCACUGGGGGUUGUGAGGCCAAAUGUUGGUUGACAUUCGUAAAGUGCUUUCAGAUCCUCUAACAGAAGGUGCUGAAGUAUUCUGGGUGCAGAUUUGGUUAUGGGUGCUAAUUUUUGGCUGUUUAAUCCUGUGGGUGCUACUGUAGACACUGGUCAUGAGCAAAUACGACUUUUUAAGCAUAAUGAUGUCAAAGGCCAUGCUUAUGCUAACAAUAUUAUCCAUUGGAGCCUUUGUAUUAGUAAAAGCUGUAGUGGGAUGGAUAAUUUGACGUGCUUUUACCCUCUGUUCUGUUGGUGGCAAUCUCAGAGUCCCUCCCCAAGUUUCUGCCUUUCCAGGGACCCUGACCCUGGAAUGUCAGGUAGUCAUGGCCCUGCCUGUUGGAGAUGAUGGACUUGGACUCCAGUCAAAGGUGUUGUCACUUCAGUGACAGGCGGUUCCUGUCAUAGUCAGGGUUAGCAUGUCCUACCACCUUUCCUCUGAAUCUGCUAAACCAAGAGACCAGCCAUGGAAUCACAUCUAGGUCCUCUUGCUAUUCAGUACGGGACACUCACCACAGAUCCACCAGGAAAACCUAAAUUUUUUGCUAUCCAUAAGCAGACUGAACUGCUAGAGCUGAUGGUGGUAGGAAAGGAGUCUUAGACGUGCUUUUAUCUAGUAUCCAUCAGUUUGGUUUGUAUAAGAUGAAGCAGGAUCCCAAGGGGUGGAUGAACCUUUGGAGAGAUGGUUGUUGAGGUAGCUGUUGAGAAGUGGUUCCUCUCCUUCCUGCCACAAGUAGUGUUUGGUUAUUUGAAGAUGCUUUUCCUGGUGGAGCAUGCUAAGGAAUCACUGAGGCCUUCCUCCUCAGCUGCACCUAGUGACAGAGCUAAAACCUGAUCCUGCAAGUGCUCCCUUGGGAGUGGAAUUUUGAUUGCAUGAGGAUCAUUCUGGAGUGGGGCUGAGCCCAACAAUUCCUUCAGGGGAUUAGGGGGACCUUCAAAAGGCCUAAAAGAGGAAAAAUAAAAAAGUUCAGUGGGAAAAAUAGCCAUUCAAACCAGUAGAAGCCACAAAGAAAAUGGUAUGAGGUCAAACUCCCAAGUUUUAGAAAGCUGCUUUCUAGGUAGAAAUGCCUGGGCAGUAGAAGUCAGUGAGCAUUUCAGCUGUAACAUAUAGUCUGUAUUAAUGCCAAUAUUGCAUGAGUUCUUGUACAGAAAUGCAUGUGGAAUGUUACCUACAUUCAAAACUAGUUAUCUUUGGCUUUGUAGGAUCCCUAAUAUAGAUUUGAACACAAAGAAAACAAUGCACAGGCAUCGUACCUUAGUCAUUUAAAUGUAAGGUCAGCCCUGAUUCAGGAAAGAACUUAGACACGCUUAAAUUCUAGCACAUGCUUUACUCCUGUUGAUUUUUCACGAGAUAUAAGCUUGGGUUUGGUCAGAAAGCUUUCCUGAACUGGAACAAAUUAGUAAUUACUUUUAAUAUACUACAGUUCCAGACCCAAUGAAAUUCUGGAGCAGAUGAUAUUAAUUCCACUAUAUACUCCAGAGUUUACCUUUUAUAUUUUUUUCUACUUUUACAAGCACAUAAAACUCCACAGGAUAUGAGGAUUUGCCAUAUUAAUUCUGCUAUAAAAACCCUGUCUAAUUUGCCUCAUGAGGCUACCUUUAGUGCUUUCAGAGACUAAUUGAAUCACUGACUGUAUUGUUUUAAGACGAUACAGUAUUUAAAAACAAAUUGGAAAGACUCUUGUCGUAGGGCUUUGUUUCUUCAAAAUCUGCCUUUAUUCAGUAGCCAGUAUGUUUUAGCAAAUUUGCAUAUACAGUAAAAAUACCUGUUUCAGACACACAAUCACUAGGAAGCAAUUAAGAGCAAUCCUGCAAGCAUAGACUGAUGUACUUUGUAUUCAUACAUUCCAGGGAUGGUCUUGACUGCAGAAGAUCAGGACAAUGCAGCAAAAUCUUCACCCUUAGGAUUUUUUGUCACUUGUAAAGCAUUUAUAAUCCUGAAGUUUCUGGGUUAAAGCCUCAUCUGUAAUAAGAUUUGGAGCUAGUUCAGUUCCACCAGCUAAACAGCCAACCAAGACUCUACACCUUGAAGUAAUUUUGAAAGAGUUUGGUAAUGGGAUUUUACCUUGGUCCGCACUGCAGCAGGUGAUAGAAAUAGCUUUUGCCUACCAUUGUCUGUGUUUCCUAUAUCUGCACAUUAUUUACAAUUUUCUCAGGAGCUAGAAACACUAAUUGUGUUAUUUUCAUAGACAACAGAAAAAUAAUUCUGCUCAGAAAACAACUUCCACACCUCUCUUUCAUAUUCAGCUUACAUACAUACAUGCAUGCAGAAAAUUGCACACACGGUCUAGCUGUUAUUUCUCUCUCAUUUGCUUGAAAGUACUUUUGAAGGGGAAAAAAGGGAGGGAGGACCAAAAAUUGUGGCAAACAGCAAAACAAUGUUACACUCAGGCAUUUUUAAUGGAAAAUAAUGGCAUUAAAGUGUUAGUUUCUCCUUAUGCAUACGGAUACUGAUGAGACUUUCUCGAUGCCUUGUUUGCUUUUGCAUGCCUUUGAGGUCAGUGCUGGUCUUCUUGCUGCUUCGCAGAACUCCUUGUGAAAUUGCUCUGUAACACCAUGCUAAAUCCCUACAAGGAUGCUUUUCCAGCGACAGCCAUCCCUGGAAGUUGCAUCCUCCCUGCAGGGGCAUGGUAUGGACUUUACAGUAUGACACCUCUUUAUUGCAGUGACAGCACAUGACUGUCUUUUGUCAUUGACUUCAGUGGUACCCCGCGUUCAUUCAAGGCAAUCGGAGAGUUGUCUUUUACUAUAGUAGAGGCAGAAUCAUUUUGAGAGAAAGGAAGAAAAAAUAGCCAAGUAAAGUAGGUAUAAAAUUAGUCCAGAAAGUGUCUCCUCAAGCUAAGACAAUCCACAACCAGAGAAAAGUUAUAGAGGUGUGUUUACCACACACAAGGUGCUGAUCCUGACCAAUAUAAAACAAAACAGCUUCUUUUUUCUAGUGGUUAGUUAGGCUCAAAGUAAUUUUUCUGGUUGCUGAUGGAAGCAGGCUGGAACAGUAUUUAGGACUGGUGAGGUUCUUUGUAGAAGCAAAUGGAUGGCACAAGAUGAAGAUCUCUUUCUGUCUAUCUAGAUGGAGAGUGAGGUCAGUCCAUCCAACAGGAUUAGUGCUUUACACAGGAUACCUAGAAGACAUCCAGCUGAAACACCACCUUGGUGUAAUGAGACCAAGAAAGUUAAGACUUUAAGUGCCUUCCAGCAUGCUUUGGGCUUCAGAAGCAGGACUAUGCAUGUCCCCAACAAGGCCUAGGUAAAAGUGGCCUUGACAUAAGGGGGCAGGACAGGCUUUGAUUCUUGAGAUAUUCAGCCCAUCCAGCAUUUAUUCAAGCAGCUCUUGAAAAUUACUGUCUCCAAAAUCACAGAUUUCUUCUGGCUGAUGCCUCUGUCCCAUCUGUGUGAAUCUGAGCAGGCCUCUCCAUGGUAUCUCAGGAAAUGUUAAAGCUGAGUUUUGUGGCUCGCAGUGCAGCAGCUCCUCACUGAGUGUAGAUGAAUUGGGCUGGGUUCUGCUGCACUGGUUAUAGAUACUGUUAUUCAGAUAUUCUUCACCCUCCUUUUUUGCUCCUGGCUUGAGGUCUGGUGUCUUUCGUUUUGGAUGCCUCCAGGUGAAAGGCUGGGGUCAGCCAUGCGUACAGACCCCUGGUAAUGUUUUGUUUUGUUUCCUCUGGAACAGAUCUAGUCAUUUGAUGUUUGUCUGAAGGUCUGGGGCCAACCUGACAAAAUGUUCAGCAAUUUGUGAGUGAGUGGAUGGAAAGGCUUUUUUUCAGCAAUGCCAUUGCAUAGCUGCUCUGACGGAAUCCUGGUUGCAGGGUAGGGCACGAGUACUAUGUCUGCAGGUAAAAAUGUGGAGCUGUGGGGUCACAGACCACUGUCCAUCCCUUAGGACACUGUUUAGAGAAAGUUAAAAACGCUGACAACCCAUGAGCUUCUGAGAAUCAAGCCUGGUGGAUUCAGCAGUGGGGUUUCAGAGCCACUGGGAUUUCAGAGCUAUCGGUCUUUGGCAUAACUGUGGACAGAUCAGUUCUCCUUGUGCCAUGGUGUCCCAACGCAUGAAGAGCUGCUCACAAUACUCACCUCCAUCUGUAAGGUGCAUUGACAUAAGUUGAUACAUAUGGAAGAGCUCGCUCUUGAGAUUUAUUCAUUAGUUAGCAAAGUCUGAAAACCGUAUAGAAGCAAACUUUGGUCCGUUGUCUUUGGCAAGUUUUUUCAGGAACUCUGGCUCUCUCAAAACUAUGCUGUAAAAAUGCUUCAUUAUUUUAUUGAUGGUGAAAGACAGACAUCAUUUUUAGUUCUCCCCAGAUCCAUGGAGGAGCCAGCAACACCCCUGAGUGCAGGGCCGUAUCCACACGCAGCAAUCCAAUCCUCUCACCUGGAGCUGCCACCUCUGGCCUGAAUACAGACCCCUGCCGCCCCUUUUUUUGUUCCAUGUCCAUGUACAUAUCAGGGGCAAUUCAUGUUGCCAUUCAGACUCUGGGUCUUGUAUUUGUAAAUGGUGAGUAAGCCUAACUGUUUCAGUGGCCUUCUACUAAGGAAACAGCGGGCCUGUUGUUGAAACCUUUCUUGUUUAGAAAGUGUUGGUGGCCAGGUGGCUGCAUGGGAAGGAGCUGCCUUUCAGUUUCAUUGCUUAAUGCACUUAGUUGAACUAACCUGUUCUGGCUUUUGCUCUGUACUUCAAUGAACUCGGGACUCUGGAGUCCAUUUAGAGUGUCCCUAGGUCUGACAGUUUAUCACUCAAACAACUGAAGAAGAAGGAUGCCCAAAGGGAACUAACAAAUCUUUGCAGUAAUUAGAGUCUGUUAGCUGAAAAAAGAAAGUUGGCAUCAUUAGAGAAGGACGCCAUGAUGGCCAGUGUCAUGGGAAACAAAGAAAAAAGACUUUUUUCUAAGAGGGAUAGUAGGGGGCAUUUGUUAGGAGAUAUUUACUGAGUGAUGAAAAGAGCUUGGCCUUCACAGAAAAUCAAAUGGAAGCGAAAGCAUGAGGCAGAGCACUGGAAAUGUCAGUGCCAUUGAUGUGUGGGAAUAAUAAAAGACAAAAGCCAAGAAAUUCCAGGGACAGACAAAAGGGAGAGGCUGGGGCUAGCUGAGGAUCUACAGCUUGGUUCUGGACAGAAAAGCAGCAGGGGUUCUGGUGGCACGCUGAGAGAGUUAUUGCCCCCGCCAGGUAUCUAAGCCAGGAUGCCAGCUAUCUGCCACAACAGGGUAUGUCCCACUCCCAGUGGCAGAAAUAAGGUCACACUUGGCCUCAGGCAGGAGAACUUGGUUUGAAGUUACUCCCCUGCUCCUGUUUUACUCUCCUGCCACCAUGUGUCAUCCUUAAAGGGGGAUGGGAAGAUCCAGUCCUUUGCUGAAUGACAGCACCUACCUGCAGUUUGGUUUUAUUUUUAUUCCUCCCUAUCAGAUCAGAAAUAGAAAUUCAUCAGCAUGCCCUGCCUUGGAGAAGGACAGGCCUGGCACACUGGGGAAUUGCAAGAUGUGCAAGAGAAUAAUGAGAGCACCUCUGAACCUCCCAUGCCUUCCCACAGAGCUCAGCAAACUCCGGAAAAAGUAGCAACCCACUUGCACCAGGGUGAGUGAAAAGCCAAGGUGCUCCUGGAGGAGGUUACCUUCAUUUGCUGUGCAGGCAGAUGAUGAUCUUGCCCAUGAAAUGCCUAGCCACAUCUGUGAGAGCUGCUGCAUUCAAUAAAUCAAUGGGAAGUCCAUGCUGAACAAGGGGAUCUGUGUUUAACACCGGUUUUCUUAUGAGAUCUUUUUUCUAAAGUCAGUUGAGUUACAAGCUUGUGAAUUUAAUCCUAAAAGGCAGAACAACUCAUUUAUCCAAACACAUUUUUUGCUGUUUAGUCUCAGAUAUAUUUUGGUUUUUUUGCAUAAAGAUUGCACCCCUUUGUUUCUAUAGAUCCUCAGACACUCAUGUUAUAUUGAGUGUGAAACCUAAUACACCUAAUUUUCUGCUGCUUUAAACAGGCAGAAGCUCCUCUGUAAUUAAGGGAGCUGAAUCCAUUUGGUCCAAGGUUGGUCUCCUAUUUCAAAGAUUGAUUACUGUCAAUAAUUCUUGUGUGAUGAAUUACUUAAGUGCAGAUUCAGUUUCCUGGGUGACAGCUGCAGACUUUGCAGAGAAAACCUCAUUGACCCCAGCUAUAAAGUGACCUCUUGUAUGAACCUCUAAUAGCAAGUUAUAUGUGGGAGAUAUUUUGUAUAGUUUUGUCAUAAUGAUAAAACUGAAAUAGUUUUCUUGGUUGAUAUAUCUUAAAACUUUAGAAAUUAAAAUUAAACAAGGAACCUUAGCAAAUCAGGGCCUCCUCUAUAUUUUCUGGUUCUAAAGAGUGUUGGCUUAAUCUCACUUUACUCUCACUCAGUCUACCAAUAGACAUGCCCUGAGCCCAGCAGGUUUAUUUGAACUAGAAAUAACAUUUCUAUUACUUCCAGUAUUUUUCUACUCUAGUCCCAGCUAGUACCAAGCAGAAUAGAGAUUUAUAGUUGGCUAGGUUGUUAAGGAAAAAUAUUACCAAAUGUCUCUGAACGUAAAAAGGAAGGUUCAGUUCACUUUAGGUGACUCAUCUAACCUCAAGGCUGCUUUUGAUUUUUAUUCAAGCUGGUUCUUCCAUCUCUAUUUGCAACAGUUAUAUAUAGGAAAUGGAGAUUAAUUUGAGUCACAUUUGAACAGCGGGGUUGUUGCAGAGCCAAGUGAUUCACCUGGCACGUGCAGUCGGAGUGAAACACGUUGGUGGCACCUGGUCAGGGUGGACCUGGACCAAACCCUGGUUCUGAACCCCCAAGUACUGAGAAACCCACGUGCAGGGUCAAACGGAGGAAAUGUCUGUAAUGCACCAAAUGGACCCUGAGCUGGGGUCCAAGCCCAGUUCUUGAAAUGAAGACUUUUACCUUUAGAGAAUCCCUGUGAAACAUUUAGUGGGGUUUUUUUGUUGUGGUUUGGUUUGGGGGUUUGUGUUUGGGGUGGGGUUUUUUGGUUCUUUUUUAAAUUCCAGCAUGGCUGCUUUUCCCCAUCUGCUUCCAACCAUUGCACAGCAGAUAUGGAUGGGUUUUAAAUUCACUUCCCUUUGCAGGUAGCAGUUGAAAUGUAGUGAUAUUCUGUCUCCCUCUCAUGCUGACCACACAGUCGCUGAGGGGCUGCAGAGCACACAGCUUCCCCCCACCCCCUUUACAGCAGAAGAGCUUCUUCCAGAUUUAGUGUGAUGUCUAAUGAUGCGUCUCCUUAAAAAGAAGAAUGUUUAGGGAAUUAAUUGCACUGCUAAUUGGUGUUUAUAGAUAAGGUGAAGCAGAAGUAUUGAAUGUAAGAACAAGAAAGCCUGUGAGUUAUAAUUACAUGCUGAAUUCUGACAUGUAAAAUUGUUGUUCGUUUGCUUCUUAUUUAAAUGAUAUGUGAUCCAAGCAGCUUUAUCACUGUGGCAGUCCUAGUACAGCUGUGCUUAUCAACUUAGAAGACACCCAGGCUCUUUUAGAAAGAGGAAACCUGUCUAGCCAAAUCUCCUCCUAUUCUCUGAAACCACAACACGUUCCCCUCCGUGAUACUCUGUAUUUUAUGACACUGUCUAGUCUAGAAGCACAGGAAAGGAGUAUCAGCUUGCUGACUUUGCUGUUACUAGCCUUUGCCUAUUUUCUUAAUCACAAAAUAUAUUCACAAGCUAGGGUUAGCAGCUCUCAUCACAUAAGCCCGAGUUCUUCACGCUGCUCUUCUCUGAAGAGCAUGAACUGCCUUCACUCACGGCUCUGCGCGCUGCUGCUCUCUGAGCCGCAAGCCUGCCGACAAGUUGUGUUGAGGGAGGGAGAUAUGCAGCUGAACUGGAACCUGAUCAUGGAUUACUGUCUUAGGUCAUUCAUUGAGUUUGUAUGAUUUCGUCAUUAAUUACAAAGCUGCAAUAUAAUAUAACUGAGAGGCCACAAUGUAUUUUCUAUUGUCAUUCAGUGGGUGGGGAUUGGAGGGGCAGCCGGGUUUAAAGUUUAGCUGGUAUACUUUAAACUCUGUGUACAUAACCUUGGAGGACAUGUGGGUGGUAAGGGUUCAGUUAUGUUGUUGGGACUGGUAAAUUUCAGUUUGUUUUUGUUUAAAUAAUAAGGUAUUUAAUUAAUGACAUUGUACAAAGAGCUAUUAAUUUAAAUGGUGCUUUUGUUCUCCUAGAACGUAUCUAUCUAACCUUUCUUUUUGGCAAGCCUGCAGCAAUGCUAAUCAUAUCGACUUUUGUACCUUGGGGGAGUGCAUGGAAGGGGAGGGGAAAUGCUUUUCUCUUCAGACAAAUAAUGUUGCCCAUAGUUAACUUUCUGCUUGACUAUAUACCUUGAGUUCCCUUUACUCUGAAUUUUCAUGUGAAGUUCUCUUAAAGGGAUAGAACAAGCAGAGGUUAUUCCAAAAGAUCUCAACUGUAUCAUCUUGUAAUAUAUUGCAGCUUUAUGCCAAUGAUUCCUUGCUUACCUGUACACAGUCCAUGCAUGUUUUGAACUAAUUUUGCAUUCUCCAUUUGUGGUGAGUUACUUAGCAUUUUAACCACCUUUUGUGCCAUUCAACUUGUACAGAAAACAUUUUUAUUGACGUUUUAAAGGGAGGGGGAAGAAAAGAAGAAAACCCCCCUUCUGCUCCCUAGUUGUAGGUAGAACUCAGUUACUUAGCAAACAGAUGUAGAUGAGUGGUUGUAGUGUUAGAAAUGUUAGCUUGCUCGUGAACAAGCUUUUGAGAGUAAAUGCAUGGUCCUGUACCUCUCUCUUCUUAAUUAGCCCUUCCUUUCCUCCUGGAAAGAUUCUCUCUCUCUCCCUCUCUCUUCUGUCUUUUUCUCUCUCGUGGUUGUAAAGUACAGAUUUGGGCAUAAAUAAAAGGAUGCACAACGAGGUUUGAAAAGCAGUUCUCAACAGGUUCUCUCGGGGAACUUCCUUCUCACAGCGCCUUGCCUUGGCACUUUGAUUAGACUCUAACUUUCAAGGUAGAACAGAUGGAGAUCGGUCAUCUGUUGCCUCUGCUUGAACUGGGGAGCAAGUUAAAUCUUUGGAGGUUUGCGUCACUGGUAAACGAUGAGAUCUUGCUGAUCCGUUGCAGCUGAGGCAUGUGGCAUGUGGUAUAUUGGCCGUGGCUUCCACACCUGGUUGCUCUAAUGGGACUAGUCCCGCGGCCCCUGAUUUGCGGAGUUUGCACACACUUUUUGAUUUUCCUGGAUACACAGCAGAAGGGGGUGGGGGAUGGUAUAUAGGAAUAGGUUGUUAGGGGUUCUGUAGACAACUCCUUCUCUACACUCCCAAGCUCUGAGCUGAGCACGCAGGGCUUAUUGUGUAUUAGCUGUGGUUCUGUUGGCAAUGGAGGACAGAAAACAGUCAAAGUCUUGGAAGAGAGGGGGUCACUCAGGAAGAUGGAUUUUGUAAGAAAUGGACUUAAAAAAAACCACAAAGCCCUGCCACAAACCCACAAAAUGUACCUAGAUCCACAUAUUUAUCCCUCAUGCCUCUUCUCCCUUAACAGAAUUUCCUUUUGUUAGAAGAUUUGACUUUCUAGAAAAAAAUUCCAUUUUUGUGAGGUGUUGUGAACUGUUUUUACUACUUGUAAUAACCAUCCCAGGUCUGAGUAUUCUUGUAAUGCAAUGCCAUGCAGCAGAGAACCUGUCCACUUUAUAGCUUUGCUCUCAAUAUUUGUUACUCAUUGUUUUCUCAUCUAAAUGUACAUUUGCAAGAUGUGUGUAAUGUCAUUUUCAAAAAAUAAAAUUUGGUUUCAAUAUUUAGGCUGAUAAAAA